Messenger RNA from Sinocyclocheilus grahami, 606 nucleotides. Its product is annotated as protein NLRC5-like. Gene Ontology annotation, cellular component: nucleus; perinuclear region of cytoplasm; cytosol. Lineage: Eukaryota; Metazoa; Chordata; Actinopteri; Cypriniformes; Cyprinidae. The record is from RefSeq and is a predicted model, not a curated record. Gene Ontology annotation, biological process: activation of GTPase activity; nucleocytoplasmic transport. The transcript is spliced from 8 exons. The annotation marks the transcript as partial. Gene Ontology annotation, molecular function: GTPase activator activity; small GTPase binding.
UUUCCGUAGUCGGAAAUAUGAUGACAAGUUUGCAGAGGCUUUGUGUGGUAUCCUGCGUAAACUCCAGGCUUUGCAGAAAUUAGAUUUUAUCAGUGGUGGUCUCACUGAUGUUGGAGCUGCUAAACUUGCCAGGGCUUUAAAGGAUUGUCCACACAUCACUCACCUAAAUGUUAGUGAUAACUCUUUGAAAGAUGAAGGUAUAACAGAGAUUGCGGAAACACUAUGCAGACUGCCCAACAUUGUCUCUGUCUUGAUGGGGAAGAACAGCAUCUCCACAGAUGGAAUCCUCACACUCCUUGAGAGAAUGUCUGCCUGCAACUCUGUUCAGAAAGUUCAUGUUGAGGCCAAUAAAGACAUCAGCCUUUUCUUCUCACAAAGCUCUGAUAAAGUCUGUGAAAACACAGAUUUGAAUAAUACAGAAGAGCCAAAGAAUGUAAUGUUAAAGCAGUGUAACAUCAAUGUUUCCAAUGUAAUCAGCCUGUGUAAUAAACUCGGGGGCUUUACCUACAUAACCCUUGUAGAUUUGUCCAACAACUCACUGGGUAACAAGGGCCUGAAGAAGAUUCUGGACCUUCUACCUAAACUAGGAAUGAUUCAGGAGAUCAA